Austrofundulus limnaeus is the source of this 1306-nucleotide messenger RNA. RefSeq names its product transgelin (gene tagln). The record is from RefSeq and is a predicted model, not a curated record. Gene Ontology annotation, molecular function: actin filament binding. Gene Ontology annotation, cellular component: actin cytoskeleton. Gene Ontology annotation, biological process: actin filament organization. Lineage: Eukaryota; Metazoa; Chordata; Actinopteri; Cyprinodontiformes; Rivulidae.
CACACUGCAGCAGAGGCCAGCAGCGAGUGCACACUUUCUUUUACACAGAACAGGAAGUUGACGUGACCUGACAUCGAGAUGGCAACAAAGGGUGUCGGCAUGGCUAACAAGGGUCCAUCCUACGGCCUGAGCCGGCAGGUUCAGGAUAAAAUCGACAGCAAGUACGACCCUGAUCUGGAGCAGAUCCUGGUGGAGUGGAUCACCCGUCAGUGUGGCUCUGGUGUGGGGAGGCCUGAGGCUGGAAAGCUGGGCUUCCAGGCCUGGCUGAAGGAUGGAUGUAUCCUGAGUGAACUUAUCAACAGCUUGUUCGCUGGAGACAAACCCGUGAAGAAGAUCCAGAGCUCGCCCAUGGCCUUUAAACAAAUGGAGCAGAUCUCGCAGUUCCUCAACGCUGCGGAGAAGUAUGGCGUCACCAAGACUGACAUGUUCCAGACUGUGGACCUGUGGGAAGGUAAGGACCUGGCAGCGGUGCAGAGGACCCUCUCAGCCCUGGGCAGCUUGGCCGUCACAAAGGACGAAGGCACAUACAACGGAGACCCCAACUGGUUCUUCAAGAAAGCACAAGAGAACAAGCGGGAUUUCAGCGACGAGCAGAUCAAGGCGGGAAAAAACGUGAUCGGCUUGCAGAUGGGGUCCAAUAAGGGAGCCAGUCAGGAGGGAAUGAGCUACGGAAGACCCCGACAGAUUCUGUAAAACUCCUGAGCCACAAAUACGCAAAACCUCUUUAGCCUCCUUUUUUUUUACCCCAAAACAUCCGAUUUGUUCUUUCAGAACCUCUACAUGUCUGCCUGGUUUGUAACAACUCCCUGCUCCUCUUUGGAAUAAAGGGAUUUCCUUAAAAAAAACUAGCAUCCUCUUUAAUCCAGAGGCUCUUAAACACAAGCUUACACCGGUGAACUCACCAUGCUUUGUCCUUCAGCUACAGAAACUGAGUGCCUUCCGACGCAGUGAAAACAUUAUUAAUGCUGAAACACAUUUGAUUUCUUCUUUAAUGGUUUAAAGUUUAACAAAAAAAACUGCAGUUUACUCAAAAUGGACCAGAUUCAUCUUUGAUUUGUGUUGGAUUUAUUACAGUUUUGUUGCAAUGACUUAUAUAAUUUUUAUAUAAUUUUUUUUCCUACUUACAAUUUAGCAAAAUGCAUUCUUUUCUAAAAAAUAAUUCUAAAUUUAAAAAAUAAUUCAUAGUGUGCCAUUAAUCUAGUUUUAUUAAUACUCUUGUGUUUCUUCCCACUUGGCUACGCCUGCUGUAACAGUGCCAAUCAUUUUUGUACAAAGGUCUUAUUAAAUAUUGAGUUUUAAAAAAUGA